Saccostrea cuccullata (small rock oyster) is the source of this 3645-nucleotide messenger RNA. RefSeq lists its product as uncharacterized. Gene Ontology annotation, molecular function: DNA binding; zinc ion binding. The transcript is spliced from 5 exons. The coding region runs from base 126 to 3413 and encodes 1095 amino acids. The record is from RefSeq and is a predicted model, not a curated record. Lineage: Eukaryota; Metazoa; Mollusca; Bivalvia; Ostreida; Ostreidae.
UAGAUUAGUCAGCCAUAUUAAAAAUUUACAAAACGAUAUCGUGGUUGAUGAUAAUCAAAAUGGGGAAUUAGCGGUGGCACCUGUCAAGUGUGGAUUUAUAAUUUUUUUAACACGGUCGAGUAAAAAUGAACCAUGCACGUGUUCGAUACAGAAGGAGCCGAUGUAACGCAUGUCAGAAUUGUUUGAGAGAAAACUGUGGCACUUGUAUGCAUUGUAAAGAUAAGCCAAGGUUUGGUGGACCUAAUACUUUGAAACAAUGCUGCCUGAAUAAAAUAUGCUUGAAUCCUAACACAGUUCCUUCCAUCUAUUUUGCGCAUAACAAGCGGAGACUUAAGCCAAAACCUAAGCUUAGGCCUAAGCCUAAAACACGCCCCCGGAAAUGGAAACUGCCGGAGUCUUGUGUUCUACUUAGAAACAUUUGUGACGAGCGAGUGUUAAGUAGUUUUCGGAACACAUCCCUAAAAGCUGAAAUGAGCCCCGAAGAAACGACGGCCACUGCUAGCAAAGGUUUGGAUGAUUCAGAAACAAAUCAAAAGUUAUGGCGAUCGCAAAGGAAGCGGAAGGCGAAUGUUCAUUACUUUAAACCUGAUGAAUAUGUACCAACAUUAAAAUCCCGGAAAAAGGAGUGUGUGAUAAAAUUCAACCCUCUAGAGGACGUCGAUGUUGGUAAAUUAAUAGAGCACUUAGAAAUUCAAAACGAGACUGACAGAGAGGCCUUGUUUGUGAAAAAACAAAAACGAUGUGAAAUGUUCAAAACAAAAUAUUCUAAACCACAGACUGCAAAAACGAAGAAGAAGAAAUUAAGACCUUUUGAAUAUUUGCAGUCUUCGAUCGUCAUCAAGAGUGAACCGGGUCUCAGCCCGCCACGUUUGACACCACAGGACUCACGUGACCCGGAGAUAGCGCAGGAAAGUUCGAAACAUACGCAUGAACACGGCCCACCAGUGCUAGAGCCGUGUAAAAAUGAAAAAGAAACAUCAUUUAGAGUGAGUUUUUCUGGUCGAUGUUGUAAAAUUAACGAUCCCUAUUCUCAGGAAUUUUAUACAGACUUUAGAAAGAUUCCAAAUGUGAGGUACAAAAAAUUAACGAAGAAGAAACAAAGAGAAGAAGACAAACAGUCUAACAGUGAAAUAGAUAAAACCCAUCAAAUGCAAGAAAAAACAGACAUCAAGGAAUCUACGUGUGCUGCCUUGAAAUCGACAGAACAACUACAGAGGAUAGAUAGUAGGACGGUAAAAAAGGAUAUAAUGGCGAAAUCACUGGACAAAAUGAUGGAGAAGGCAGAGAUAGACAAACACAACAGCAAACCCGAGAACAGAAUUCCAGUGUAUCAGAACCAGAUCAUGGAAACUGUCAAAGAGCUGGCCAAGGAAAAGAAAUUUGUCAAGUUUUUCCAGCUGAAUGUGGGUGAUAAACUUAUUUUUAUUCCGACUGAUGGAACCACUGUUAUCCCGAAAGCAUACGUUUUGAAUAAAGCCCCCGGAGCCACGAAUGUUUCUAUAGAAACUCACAAGAAAAGCCACAUAACUGACCAAGGAACAACGAUUGCGUCGAUUGAGCAGAACACGACGACACAACCGUCAGAACAAGUCGAUCUUAGUAUAGUGAAAGAGGAACCCUUGGAGAGUGGGGACGACGAAUCGCUGCCAAAAAUAACUAGUGUGUUCAGUCUCUCGUCAAACGCCGAUAAGGACAGUACGGACAACGAAGUUCCGGCUGAUCCUCAGUUAAACUGUGCAUCUGAUAUAAAGGUUCUGACUGAGAACUCCAAUAAGGAGACAACCGAAUGGCCUUUUGAAAACUCGGCUUCAAGAAAAUUGAAAAGUCUUAUAAACCUUGAUAUGACGAAACAAAUACAAUUGAUUAAACAAUCUCCAGACACAGAGACACGGCAACUGCAAAGCUUACUCAACCACACGGUAUCAACAAUUUGUGACAAUCGCCAUACAACAGCGACAAAGCACAGUGUACUUCUGAAAGGAGAGACGAGAGAGGUGCCGACUGCGAAAGGUGCAGCUGAUUCGGUGAAAAUCUUAAUAGACAAGUCAGGUAUUCAUUAUUACAAGACACCAGACACAGUAACUGAUAAGACAUCACCUGAACAGAAUUCUGCAGCGGUGAACAAAAUGGUUCUUCCAAACUUUGGAAAGUUAGAACCUCUUGAAAAAGUUACAAGUAAAGCAUUGAGUGACACUUUAACUUUAUCUAAGACGUCAUUUCUCGUACAAAAACAAACUCCUUCCAGGGUACCAUCUCCUAAGGCUGUUCUCCAGGAUCCACCACCUAAAACUGUACUCCUGAAUUCAUCACCUAAAGCUGUUCUCCAAGAUCCGCCAUCUAAACCUGCUGUCCAGAAUCCAUUACUUAAAACUGUUCUUCAGAAUCCGCCACCUAAAUCUGUACUCCAAGAUCCACCACCUAUCUCUCUCCAGGUGCCACAACCAAUCGCCCCUCAACCUGCACAACCAAAAUUGAUUCUCAUUCCACAAGCAAAUUCAUCAAAUUCCUCCCCAAGAGCCGCAGUGUUUGUAACCUCUACGCUAGCAAACACACGGUUACAGAGUCUUUUAUCGAAUUCUAAAGUACAGUUUGUCAACAGCAAACCACAGACAAUUGUGAGAAGUACUGAAGUAAAAGUAAAGAAACCUGCAACUCAGAUGAUUGACUACACGGGGAUAUCUACUGGAGAAGUUUGUAGAUCCCCAGCUAAGCCACUAUUUCUUUUCCCAAAUAAAUCGAACUCGGAUUAUCAAUCCAUUCCUCUCAGUACCACAAGUCAGGUGGUAACAAAUUUACAGAGUCUGGUAUCUCAGUCUUCACAAGGAUUUAUCCCACUGAGUACCCCAGUCUCUCGAAUCGGUGUUUUUUCCAAACCUAAAGUGAAAAACGCCAAUGCAAAGAGCACAUGCGCAGUGACGUCUUCUGUGCAGAGACCUGUAAACUCCGUAUCAGAGGGCGCGCCCAUUAACAAAUUAGUUACAAGCAAAACGACCGCAUUUGACCGAGUAAAGACAUCCGAAAAUAAAAGUAACACAACACAGAGCUAUUUUCAAGAUGAUAAAAAACAUGUCGGGACGAGCGGCCAAGAAUGGAUUAGAGUUAAAUCGGAGCCGGGAGACAAACACGAGUUCGAAGCUGCCAUACUGACAGAGAUAAAGAAAGAGAGAAGUGAUAGCGAAACCGAAAGUGAAACAGAGACUGCUGGAAACAGUGAUGAUUUUAUUCCCAAAGAAAAGAAUCGAAGAAAAAAGCAUCGGAUAGACUACACCUUUACGCAUGUGCGAACAGAACAAGCAGAAGAGACAGACACAAAAGAGCGGAUCCGCCGACUAAGAGAAAAGCUGCGCGAGCAACAGGAAGAAUGCGAGAGUCUCAAAAAGACUUUAUUGAACGACGGCACUGAGGCAACGUGACAUCACAAGAUGAAUUUUAUCUGAACUAUUUUAGUUAUUAUCUUCUAAAAGAUGAUCAUUUACUGAAAUAAACGUUUUACAGAAAGACUUUAUUGAAUGACGACAGUGAGGCAACAUGAUUUCACGAAAUGAAAUUUAAAAUGACUGAAUUGUUUAAUAUUUUGUCUUCGUUAUUUUCUCGUGUUGAUUAUUUUAUGACAAAGUAAAAUAUGUACCAAUUAAAAAAUAUUUG